CCUCGGUCUCCUUCUCACCACACAUUCUCUCGACAUGUCGUCCAGCCAGGGCUCUUCACCACCACCGUACGCUAUGUCUUCGGUACCAGAGACUACCCCUGCGUCGUCACCACCUAGGAGCGAGUUCACCCUAGGCAAGGACGCGUCGGAGUACACCAGCAGUCCAGAGCCAGAGCUGGUGGAUGCGCAGGACGUGAAGGAGGACGAGGAGUUCGAAGCGCGCUUUGCGCGCCUCAGUCGCAUUCUUGAGAAGUCCUAUACGUAUAGUGGCCUGCUCAAGCAACAGAUGGACAAGGAAAAGCAGUCGUCGGCCCUUCGCUCCGUGCUCAAAGCUACCGCGCCAGCAGAGCCGAGCAAGAAGGCACCCGCGAAACGCGGUCGUAAAGGGCGUAAGAAAGCAGUCGAGGAGGAGCCCGAGGAAGAGACGAAACCAGAACAAUCCCCCCAGAAGGAGGAGCCGAACAAGCAGGCGGAAGAGCAGCCGAAGUUCGUCCAGCCUAGUCUGGUAAUCGGUGCACAGCUGAAGGAUUACCAGCUGGAGGGCGUCGAGUGGAUGAUCAGUUUGGACAAGAACGGUGUUUCAGGGAUACUAGCGGAUGAAAUGGGUCUUGGCAAGACUCUUCAAACCAUCGCCUUCAACGCCUACCUCCGCGAACAAGGCAAUUUUAGCCCAUUCCUUGUCGUUUGUCCACUCAGUGUACUACACAACUGGAUUGAGGAAUAUAACCGCUUCGCUCCUGACAUACCAGUUUGCAUGUAUCACGGUUCUCCCAUCGAGCGUGCUGAGCUCCGUACGACGGCCAUGCGCCUGCCGGACGUUAACUAUGACAGCGACGAGGAAGCCGCAGCUAACGUCAACGCGAAGCCAAAGAAGAAGGCUCCGGCGAAGAAGAAAGCAGCACCAGCGCCUAAGGCAGCCACACGCAAGUCUCAGCGCCAACCUCAGCCAUCUCCGUCCAAACCUUCGCCCACCCGACGGACGCGCAGCGGCCGCCCCACCAAGCGCGCUAAGGUCGACUCGGAUGGCGACGAUGAUCCAUCAGAUUCGGAGGACCAGGCAAUGGACGAGGACGAAGAAGACGAGAAGGAAGUAAGGGCACCUCUCCCACCUCAGACGCGCAAGACGUUCCCGGUCGUGGUAACGACGUACGAGAUGAUCAUACGCGAUCGCGCGUACUUGGCGGCGUAUAAUUGGGGUUACAUCGUCGUUGACGAGGGACACCGUCUCAAGAACCUCGACUGCCGGCUCAUGCAGGAGAUCAAGAAGUACCCGAGCGCCGGGAGGAUGAUUUUGACGGGGACGCCGUUGCAUAACAACCUCUCGGAGCUGUGGGCAUUGCUGAAUUUCGUGCUGCCGGAUAUAUUCAAUGAUUUGGAUGCAUUCCAGGAGUGGUUCAAUCUCGGCGCAAUGCAAUCCCACCUCACCUCCGAGCAGUCCUCCGAGCUCAUCCACACGCUACACGGCAUCCUCAAGCCCUUCCUCCUGCGCCGGCUCAAAGCGGAUGUUGAAGGGCUCCUCCCGCCCAAGAAGGAGUACGUGUUGUACGCGCCGCUCACCGUCCGUCAGCGCGACCUGUAUGAUACGAUCGUUGAGGGCAACUUGCGCCAGUUCCUACUCGGGCAGGGUAAGGGCGUGUGUGCGACCGAGGAGGAGGAAGAGAAGAGGAAGAAGGAGGUAGAGCAGGCGAUCGAGACGGAUGCGCCGCGGAAACUGAGGAAGGGAAAGAGGAGACGGUAUGAUGUCGACGGGGACGAUGAUGCGUAUUUUGAGAUGCUGGAGAACGGGGAGGUGGCCAAGGUUAGCGGGGCGCCUGCGAAGGAUGAUCUGGGGGAAAUGGCGAGGCAGCAUCAACUGAAGACGACACUCAAGCAGGUGAACAACAUGAAGUUGCAGAACACGGUCAUGCAGCUGCGUAAAGUGUGCUCGCACCCAUUCCUCUUCGACUGGCCCAUUGAUGCGUCGACGAGCCAACCCGUGCUGGAUGACAGCCUCGUCGGCGCGUCAGGAAAGAUGAUGGUGCUUGACCGUCUCCUCACCGAACUGUUUAAGCGCGGGCACAGGGUGCUACUAUUUAGCCAGUUCACGACCAUGUUGGAUAUCAUCGACGACUGGGCACGCGAACUGAAGGGUUGGGACAUCUGUCGCAUUGACGGGUCCUCUGCUCCUCUGGAGCGAAGAGAGCAGAUGAACAUUUUCCAAGCUGCCACACCCGACUCACCACGGCUGUUUUUGCUCAGCACCCGCGCGGGUGGCCUAGGUAUCAACCUCACGGCUGCGGACACGGUCAUCUUCUAUGAUCAGGACUGGAACCCUCAAAUGGAUGUACAGGCGCAGGACCGCGCGCACCGCAUCGGCCAGACCAAGCCCGUGCUGAUCUUCCGCCUGAUCUCAGCUCACACGAUUGAGACGCGCAUCAUGCAGCGCGCAACGGAGAAGCGCAAGCUCGAGGCACUGGUCAUCGCCAAAGGAAAGUUCAAGAUGCCUGGCCAAGCAGCCGCCCCACGAAACGGCCAACGAGCCAAGCGCGAGACCAUGGCAGAGCUCGCCGCCUCUCUCCUCCGGCUCGAGGGCGAGCAGAUCGACGUCGUUCCCGACACGGCCGCGGGCAAGGCGAGUGUGCUGAGUGACGCGGAGCUCGACAUGCUCCUCGACAGGCGUGAAGAGGUAUUCUCGGAUCGUGGGAAGGGAUGGACGAGCUCCACAGCAGCUGCUUCGGCUGACGCCGAGGGCGCAGCGGGUGCACAGGACGAGGAUCAGGCUCAGGAUGAGAUGGGGGUGCAGAAGAAGGCAGCGAAGGCGGCGUUUGCGGCGUAUGAGGCGCCCGUGGGGCAGGGGAACGAGGCGUUGGCGAAGAUCUUGGGCGAGGAUGCCCCAGAGUGAUUGAUGCUGGGAGGUGGUUCCUAUGGGUGUUGCUGUAUAUUCUUGGGUAAUUAGAGUGCUUGUUCGUGACAUACCUUUUGUAGAUUUUAGAAACCAUAUAGCAUACUGU
Molecule: messenger RNA, 2990 nt
Organism: Coniophora puteana RWD-64-598 SS2
Lineage: Eukaryota; Fungi; Basidiomycota; Agaricomycetes; Boletales; Coniophoraceae
Exons: 12
Coding region: 35-2881 (948 amino acids)
Cellular component (GO): nucleus
Molecular function (GO): ATP binding; DNA binding; ATP-dependent chromatin remodeler activity
Source: RefSeq, a predicted model, not a curated record